This is a messenger RNA of Magnolia sinica, 2400 nucleotides long. Its product is annotated as ABC transporter G family member 14. The transcript has 5 exons. Gene Ontology annotation, cellular component: membrane. Gene Ontology annotation, molecular function: ABC-type transporter activity; ATP binding; ATP hydrolysis activity. The record is from RefSeq and is a predicted model, not a curated record. NCBI's taxonomy places the organism in Eukaryota, Viridiplantae, Streptophyta, Magnoliopsida, Magnoliales, Magnoliaceae. Bases 125 to 2137 code for a protein of 670 amino acids.
AUAUAUCUAUAUAUAUGCUUGUAUAACUGUGUGCAUCAAUCAUACAUUUCCAGUUUAGCUUUUAACAGCAACAGAAGCAGCAGCGGCACCUCAUCUCUUGCUAGUGAAAGCAGGCCCUCGAAUCAUGUCUUGUGUAGAAGAGAGAGAGGCAGAGAAUCCACAGAAAGCUACAAACGGUCUUCCUGAUCUUGAGCAGGGUUCAGUGAAGACGACAGAGUCACGAAAUGCAACAGUUGGCUCGUACCCAUGGAUGCAAUUCAAUAUCGGUUCCCUUCACUUGUACCCAGUCACUCUCAAGUUCGAGGAAGUGGUAUACAAAGUGAAAGUAGGUGGUCAUCAGCAGACAGGUUUAUGGUCUCUGUGCAUGGAUGGGAGUGGUAUUGAAAGUGGGGAGAAAACCAUACUCAACGGGAUAACCGGAAUGGUGUGCCCAGGAGAGAUCCUGGCGAUGCUUGGUCCUUCAGGUAGUGGUAAGACCACCCUCCUCACUGCCCUCGGUGGUAGGCUCUCUGGCAAACUGUCCGGAAAGAUAACUUAUAAUAGCCAACCCUUCUCCAGCUGCAUGAAGCGGAGGAUAGGGUUCGUUGCUCAGCACGACGUCCUUUACCCUCACCUCACCGUCGCCGAGACCCUUGUCUUCGCUGCCUUGCUCAGGCUCCCCAAUACCCUCACUCACGCCGACAAGGUGGAGCACGUGGAGCACGUGAUCGCGGAGCUAGGUCUGGGACGGUGUAGGAACAGUAUGAUUGGAGGUCCCCUGUUCAGGGGGAUAUCAGGAGGGGAGAAGAAGAGGGUAAGCAUAGGUCAAGAGAUGCUGAUUAACCCAAGCCUGCUGCUGCUGGAUGAGCCUACCUCGGGUCUUGACUCCACAACAGCCCAGAGGAUCCUUAGUACAGUGAAGAGGUUGGCAAGUGGAGGAAGGACGGUGGUGACGACCAUACACCAGCCAUCUAGCAGGCUCUACCACAUGUUCGACAAGCUGAUCCUCCUAUCACAGGGUUGCCCCAUUUACUAUGGACAGGCAUCAAAUGCCUUGGAUUACUUCUCCUCCAUUGGAUUCUCCACGUCCGUUACCAUCAACCCCGCUGAUCUUUUGCUCGAUCUUGCUCACGGAAUUGCUCCAGACUCCAUGGAUGCGGCCGAUCAAGGGGAUUUCAAUGGUGACAUGGAAGAAAAGCAGAAGCUGGUGAGGGAGAAUCUCAUAUCAGCUUAUGACAAGAACAUUGCUACGAGAUUGAAGGUUGAGCUCUGCAUUUUGGACGUAAAUAACUACAACUAUAAGAAAGAAGCAUCUACAAAGAAUGUAGCAAAAGCAGAACAAUGGUGCACAAGCUGGUGGCAGCAGUUUAAGGUGCUGCUGAGGAGAGGGUUAAAGGAGAGAAGGCAUGAAGCCUUCAACAGACUGAGGAUCUUCCAAGUCAUAAGUGUCGCUCUACUGGCUGGUCUCUUGUGGUGGCACUCUCCAAUUUCCCACAUCCAAGAUCGGAUUGCAUUGAUCUUCUUCUUCUCUGUAUUCUGGGGCUUCUUCCCACUCUACAAUGCCGUCUUCACGUUCCCACAAGAAAGAUCCAUGCUCAUCAAGGAACGCUCCUCUGGCAUGUACCGCCUCUCCUCCUAUUUCCUAGCCAGGACAGUUGGAGAUUUGCCAAUGGAGCUCGCACUUCCCACUGCAUUUGUCAUCAUAAUCUACUGGAUGGGUGGACUCAAACCUGACCCCACUUCCUUCAUCCUCUCCCUCCUUGUCGUCCUCUACAGUGUCCUUGUCUCCCAGAGCCUUGGCCUUGCCAUUGGUGCUAUCCUCAUGGAUGUCAAACAGGCCACCACCCUGGCCUCUGUCACCACACUCGUCUUCCUCAUUGCUGGGGGCUACUACAUACAACAGAUCCCUCCCUUCAUCAUAUGGUUGAAAUACCUGAGCUUCAGUUUCUACUGCUACAAGCUUCUCCUUGGGGUUCAAUUCACGGAGGAUGACUACUACGAGUGUUCAAAAGGGGUCUUUUGCAAAGUGUUGGAUUUUCCACCUGUUAAGUCAGUGGGCCUAACUCACCUGUGGAUGGAUGCAUGUAUCAUGGCCUUAAUGUUGGUUGGUUAUAGGCUCGUGGCUUAUUUAGCCUUGCACCGAGUUCAGGUUAGGUAGUCAAUUGACAAUCGAGCUUCUUCACGCCUCCAAUUACCAACUGCGGAUCCACAAAGAUGAAAUGGUCGAAGAGUUUUCUACUUCUUUAACUGAGAAAUAACAUAGUUUGAAGUCAAGGAAUCAGAUCUUUCAAUGUUUUGAUCUGUUUUUUUGUCUACGAUGCAUUGCAUUGCACCUCUGUGCUUUGGUAAUAGUUGAUACGAAAUCACUAUGAUGUAGUAGUCUACUACUCUUUAAAUGUGAAUUAACUACAUGGCUUCGAA